Molecule: messenger RNA, 908 nt
Organism: Homalodisca vitripennis (glassy-winged sharpshooter)
Lineage: Eukaryota; Metazoa; Arthropoda; Insecta; Hemiptera; Cicadellidae
Product: zinc finger CCHC domain-containing protein 24-like
Exons: 5
Coding region: 8-565 (185 amino acids)
Molecular function (GO): zinc ion binding; nucleic acid binding
Source: RefSeq, a predicted model, not a curated record
CAAGGCCAUGCUGUCUGGUGUAUGGGGUCCGUUUCCGUCUGCGGGGUACACUGCUGCCGCCCCCGCCUACAAUGGCUUCACCUCCCUCGCACACGCCAAGUGGAGUUCUCCGUCCGACCCAAUCGUUGAGCUGACAGAGAAUUUGGCUGAGCUGAGUUUGAAACAGAAGUCUGUCAAACAGCCCCCUCCUACCUACCUGUGCCACCUGUGCUUCGUCACCGGUCACUACAUCAAAGACUGUCCAAUGGCAUGUUUAUUCCAGGCGAGGCCUAAAGGAGAAGGUUUGACGCCUUACCAAGGAAAGAAGAGGUGCUUCGGGGAGUACAAAUGUCCGAAAUGUAAGAGAAAAUGGAUGUCAGGAAACAGCUGGGCGAACAUGGGACAGCAAUGUAUCAAAUGUCACAUCAAUGUGUAUCCACAUAAACAGAGGCCUCUAGAGAAACCGGACGGGUUAGACGUAUCAGACCAGUCCAAAGUCCACCCACAACACCUCUGCCAGAAGUGUAAGUACGUGGGUUACUACUGCAGGAGAGAGCUGCCGUUGGCGACAAGGCCGAGUGGGUAGCUUCGUGCUGUGAUGUUCAUCAACUUUUGUGCGACACAAAGACAACUCUUCUGCAGCCAGAACUGCUCUUAUUUUUUACGCAUUUUUUUACUUUAACCGUUCACACUAUUCCAUGAUUAUGUUUUACUAUUAUUUCUAAGUAAUAGAUUUCAUUUUUGUGUAAAUACAUUUUAUUUUAAGUACUAUAUUUAAUAAGCAUUAAAUGACAGUAUUUUGUAAGAGAAUAUAUUUACAACGAGUAUUCAUAUUUUCUUAUAUUUCUGUAAUUCAGAUGAACAAUUUUUUCCCUGAUACAGUGUUAGAAUAAGGUAUACAUUUUAUGUUGUCAAAAAAAUUGAUAGAU